Molecule: messenger RNA, 1635 nt
Organism: Lathyrus oleraceus (garden pea)
Lineage: Eukaryota; Viridiplantae; Streptophyta; Magnoliopsida; Fabales; Fabaceae
Product: ethylene-responsive transcription factor ERF118
Exons: 1
Coding region: 224-1312 (362 amino acids)
Biological process (GO): regulation of DNA-templated transcription
Molecular function (GO): DNA binding; DNA-binding transcription factor activity
Source: RefSeq, a predicted model, not a curated record
GACUUGUUGCCGAGUUGUGUGUUUUGGAGGAUUUGAAAUACAGAAAUUUUCUAAUCUCUUUUUGUUUUUAAGAGGGGAUCUCACUUGAGAGAUCUUGAGAAUUUUUUUGGUAUUUUUUGGUCUCUGAUUCACUUUCUUUGAUUAUUUGAUUUUUUCUUUUUACAAAUUUUCUGGGUAUUAUUCUUAAGGGUUUUUGGAGGGUUUUUAGAUUUUUUUUUUCACCAUGUUGGGUUCUAGAAAAUCUAGAGCCAAACCAAGGCCUCAACCUUUGAAGAUGAUAAGGAAAUUGAAGAUAGUUUAUGAUGAUCCUUAUGCAACUGCUUCUUCGUCCGAAGAUGAGUUGCAACCGAGCCGAAUAAGGCGGGGCUGCCUCGAGAUCCCUCUUCCUUUUAUCCCUGUUGUGUCUGCAAUAGCUCCUCCUCAAGAUAACUCCUUUUAUGAUGGGAAGGAGAAGAUUGCAGCAAGGAGGAAGAGUUGUCUCGCGGCACGACGAGCCCAAACCAAGAAGAGGUCUGUUCCAUCCGCUACUCCGACUCAGACUCAGACGACAAGGAGACAAUCUUCUGCGAAGUAUCGAGGAGUUCGAAUGAGGAAAUGGGGGAAAUGGGCGGCGGAGAUUCGCGAUCCGUUUAAAGGUGCUAGAAUCUGGCUUGGAACUUACAACACUGCAGAAGAAGCUUCACAAGCUUAUGAAUCCAAAAGGCUUCAAUUUGAAAUGGAAGCGAAAGCAUAUGAAGAAGAAGAAGAAGCAUGCAUCAAGAAUAACAAUAGUUGCUCUAUCAACAACACCAACAAUGCUCCAGCACCGGCUGCAACUACCUCUUCCGCGGAUGCUGCGAAUGCUUCUGUGUCGGAGAAAUUUUCAACUACGGAGGAUUCUGAAAGCUUGUUCUCGCAUACAUCGCCUUCUUCCGUGCUUGAAUUGGAUACUCUAGCAUCCAAUGCAACGGAGAAGGUUGAUGCUCCGGCUGAAGAUGAAGCUAGUGAAAUGAUGGCAUAUCAACUUGAAGAGCUAGAAAUUCCAGAUCUGAGUGUUUUGAACUUGCCAGAGCCACCUGUUGCUGCCGCAGAGAAUCCAAUUGGGACUGAUCUCAAUAUUGGGUUUGGAUUCGAUUUUGAUCGGUUUAACAUCGAUGAUUUUGGACAGGAUUUCGAUGAGUUUGGUGAGUUUAGGGAUAUUCACAUUCAUGGCUUCGACGACAAUGAACCUAGUGAACUUCCUGAUUUCGAUUUUGGCGAGAUUGGUGGUGAAGACGAUGAAUUUGCUGGUUGGAUUGAAGAGCCAUUCCAGCACAACAUUUCAUGUGUCUAAGUUUUGUAGUCUCUUAGAAGUGAGACUAGAGUGUAGGACUAGUACUAUGUUCUAGAUUUUGUCAAAGACAAUGUAGUUUUGUUUUUUGAGACAAGUUCUGAGAUUUUGACAGUGAUUCUAAGAUCAUUUUCAGUUUUAUGAAGGAGUUACAUUGGAUCCUUUGGUUUUCUUGUGCUAUUAGAGCCGUCCCAAGGGUUCUUAAAUUUUCUAUAUUGCUUGUUCUUAGUAUAAUGUAAUAAAAUGGAAUUUGAAAGUUCUUCCAUUGCAAUGGAUGAUGAAUGAACCUUCAAAUAUAUAUUAAAUGCAUUGUUUUUUUUUGUCUA